Molecule: messenger RNA, 1374 nt
Organism: Vicia faba (fava bean)
Lineage: Eukaryota; Viridiplantae; Streptophyta; Magnoliopsida; Fabales; Fabaceae
Source: the annotation of a GenBank genome assembly
AUGGAGAGUAAGAAACAAGAUGAAGAUGUUGAAGAACCACUACUCACUAACACCGGUAGUUCAUCUUCUCACAAACCAUCUCUCAUUCAAAGUCUCAUCUCCGCCAUGUCUCUCAUCACAGCCAUCACCUUCGCCGUCCUCUUCUUCUCUCUCCCCUCACCAACCAAAUCCACCACCCGUCCCCUCCGUAAACUCCCCCACCCCGUCGUCAUCCUCAUUUCCUCCGACGGCUUCCGUUUCGGCUACCAAUUCAAAACCCUAACCCCAAACAUCCACCGUCUCAUCAACAACGGCACCGAAGCUCAAACCGGCCUCAUCCCCGUUUUCCCAACGCUAACUUUCCCUAACCAUUACUCCAUCGUCACAGGUCUCUACCCUCCCCACCACGGCAUCAUCAAUAAUUUCUUCACCGAUCCGAUCACCGGCGAUAAAUUCACCAUGGCAAGCCACGAGUCUAAAUGGUGGUUAGGUCAACCUCUAUGGGAAACCCUUGCAAACCACGGUUUAACCGCUGCUACGUACUUUUGGCCUGGCUCUGAGGUGAAAAAAGGCUUGUGGACUUGUCCUGAACAGUUUUGUAAACAUUAUAAUGGUUCUGUUGAUUUUGAAGAUAGAGUUGAUUCUGUUUUGGAGUAUUUUGAUUUGCCACUUCAUGACAUUCCUGUUUUUAUGACUCUUUAUUUCGAGGACCCCGAUCAUCAAGGUCAUCGAGUUGGACCCGAUGAUGAUGAGGUUACUGAUGCUGUUUCUAGAAUUGAUUCUGUUAUUGGGAGGCUUAUUAAUGGGUUGGAACAAAAAGGGUUUUUUGAGGAUGUUACUAUUAUAAUGGUUGGUGAUCAUGGUAUGGUUGGUACUUGUGAUCAAAAGCUUGUUUUUUUAGAUGAUUUAGCUCCUUGGGUUAAGAUUCAACAGAGUUGGGUUCAUUCGUAUACGCCCUUGCUUGCGAUUUGGCCGACGGGUAAUUAUUCGUCGAGAGAUGUUGCUGUUAAGAUGAAUCAAGGAUUGAGUUCCGGGCAAGUUGAAAAUGGGAAUAAGUUGAAGGUGUUUCUGAAGGAAGAUUUGCCUUGGAGACUUCAUUAUGCGGAUAGUGAUAGGAUUCCGCCGAUUAUUGGAUUGGUUCAUGAGGGUUAUAAGGUUGAGAUGAGUAGGACGGGGAAGAAAGAGUGUGGCGGUGCUCAUGGUUAUGAUAAUGCCUAUUUCUCGAUGAGGACUAUUUUUAUUGGGCAUGGUCCUCAAUUUGCUAGAGGGAAGAAGAUACCUUCGUUUGAGAAUGUUGAGAUUUAUAACUUGAUUACUUCUAUACUCAACAUAAAGGGGGCGCCUAAUAACGGGUCUGAUGCGUUUCCAAAGUCCGUUCUUCUACCAAAUGCUUAA